UAGUCCUGACAAAACUUAACCGUUUCCAUUUGCCGAUUCUACGAGUACUUUUUUCACAACGGGUUUUCAAGUUUUGCGGGAAGUGUUCGCGUUUUAGUUUCUAAGUCGCAAAACGGUUUGCUCUUUUACUAGAGAGACUGGGUUUAGGGCUUUUGACGUUUUAGAACGGUUGUUCAGUGGAUAUCAGAUAGUAGCUGGGUUCUACCGUUCGCUCGAAGAUUGUCAUUUUAUCAUUUUCUGGCCAAAAAUCAUGGCAUCGUCCGUAUUUUCGUGUGGCACCUGUCGAGUGCGGUUCAACGCUUUAGAGCUAAUGCAGACGCACUACAAAUGUGAUUGGCACCGAUAUAACCUUAAACGAAAAGUGGCCGAAUUACCUCCGAUAAGUGCUGAAAACUUUGCCGAGAUCGUUGCUGCGUACCAACAACAGGCUCCAUCCAGUGCAGUGGCUGACGGCGGAGGGAAACGUGAAAAAUCCGAUAGCGCGUUCUACUGCAAAGAAUGUUCAAAGAGUUUCCAGAAUGCCAAAAGUCUGGCGGCUCAUAUGGAAUCGAAAAAGCAUUUAGAACGGUCCCGAUCGUAUUCCGAGUCUAAUGAAACAUCAUCGACUUCCGAGAAGAUGGUAGCAGAAACGGCAGCCGCUGUUGAAAUGGCCGAUGUUGACAAGGUGGAAAAUGAUGAAGAUGACUGGGAAGACGAAGACGAAGAAAUUCCUCCGUAUGACAUUACUGUCUGCCUGUUUUGCGAGAAAAAACUGACCUCUUUGGAGCAGAACAUCAGUCACAUGUCCACUGAACAUUCAUUUUUCAUCCCGGAUUUCGCAUAUUGCAAUGAUCUGGCCGGAUUAGUGGAUUAUCUGGGGAAAAAAACAACUCAUGGGCACACUUGUCUAUUUUGCAAUCAGUCGUUUAAGGACACCACGGCGGUGCACCGCCACAUGGACGCCAAGGGACAUAAUAAAAUGGGUUAUGAGAACGAGUUCCUCCUGGAGUAUGAAGACUUUUAUGAUUUCUCCGAGAACGCCGACUCUGACGGUCCAGCCGAUGACGAGAAUGCCGUUCUGGAUGGAAGUGGUUAUGAAAUGACCUUGCCCUCUGGAGCUACAAUCGGUCACCGAGACCUCAAUCGGUAUUACAAGCAAAGCCUGCGUCCUGUGCGGGAUGUGGCGCUGAUUUCGCGUGUUACUGGGCAGUAUAAAGCUCUUGGCUGGACUGGUUCAGAAAGGGACGAAGCCUACACUCAGACUAUGCGGAAGCAGCUCCAUAAUCUUCGCCUAAAGCAUAAACUCCACAUUGGCAUGCAAACUAACAAGAUUAUGAUGGAGCAUUACCGUCGGCAGUAUGGAUUCUGAGAUCGCGGUGACGAAAUAAGCGCACGUUGUAUCUCUUCUGCCUUUUUUCCUGGUAAAUUGAGUGAAAUGUCCUUUGUGUGGAAAAGUUUUUCUGGGGAUGCUCUUGUGAGACGCGGUUUAUUUCAAGGAAAAACCAUGUCUUUGUUCGUUUGUAGAAAUUGCGCUUGGAAAGUGUUCUUACGAUAAAAAACAGCGUUUGUUG
Messenger RNA from Paramacrobiotus metropolitanus, 1550 nucleotides. RefSeq names its product cytoplasmic 60S subunit biogenesis factor ZNF622-like. Gene Ontology annotation, biological process: ribosomal large subunit biogenesis. The transcript has 6 exons. Gene Ontology annotation, cellular component: preribosome, large subunit precursor. Gene Ontology annotation, molecular function: nucleic acid binding; zinc ion binding. Lineage: Eukaryota; Metazoa; Tardigrada; Eutardigrada; Parachela; Macrobiotidae. The record is from RefSeq and is a predicted model, not a curated record. The coding region runs from base 251 to 1348 and encodes 365 amino acids.